AUGAGCAAUCUGCGACCUUCGGAUAUCGAUGAUGAGGAUAUGUCCUUCGAAGAUAUGGAUACUACCCAAGAUGCAGGGAGAACUGUCCAAGCGAAGAGAGAUAGUAAUUCGGUUUUAAGUGAUGAAAGAGAAGAAAUACGUGGUUCCUCUUCUCCUUUAGGGAAGGGUAGUCAUGAUCCUCCUGUUCCAUCUACGAUCUCCUCUCCAGCUAGUACUACAUUCUCUGGUAAAGAUAACCAUCGGUAUUCCACGUAUACUGAAAGUGAAGAUGGGGAGUUCUUAGGUGAUUUUGAGGAGCUCAACAAUACUGAUAGGGUGGAUGACUGGCUUCACUUUAAAGGCGAUAUGAGAGCGGAGGCUUACAAGGAGAACGACGAUGAGGACGAGCUAAUUGAACUUCAGGAGCAGCUGGAACAGAGAUUGAAGUUUUUUAGCGAGGAUACAAGGGAAAAGGACGCUGCUAAGAUCUUCGCGGAUCACAUACCUACUUUGAAGAACGCUCCUAACCUACAAAAUAUAUCGACGCGUAAUAAGCCAGCUAAAGCUACAGUAAAGAAGGAAGUGCGGUAUCAAAUCCCAUUGAGCAGAUCGCAUGCUAAUUUGAGACAGAGUAUUUCUUCCAGGACAGGCUUGGAUAGUAGGAUACGUAACAAGAAGUCGAUGCCCAUUAUACCGCGCUUCGGUGAUGAUCCCAUGAUGAGUGAGGAAAGAGAGGACCUUGCUCGCGAAACUGGACAAAAUCGAGAUCGUGAUGACUUUUGGGAUGGCAAAGUGUCUCUGAAACCAACGUACUACUUCCCAGAAAACGACGAGAACGAAGAUGAUUUCGAACUUCCAUUUCAUGGAGACGAUGCCAAGCUUUCACUCAAUAACUUUAAGGCUGUAUACAUGGAUGCUGGAAGCGAUGACGAUCCUUUGAACUUAGCUCCCACCCAAUACAAUAUUAUUCAGGACGAUGCUCUAUUGACUCCUCAGCUUCACAAAUACUCCCGGAAAACUACAAAAAAUCUAGAUGAUUUCAGAGAAAAGGACCACAGAAGGCACAGGAAGAUGCAUAGCAGGGGGUCUGUGAACUAUAGAUUAAGGACUAUAAAACAGGAAAUUGACCACAACACACCUAUGAAGGCAGGUUCCAUGUCUUACAAUCCUAAACUUAAGAAAUGGGAAGGAAACGAAGAAAUAUUAGAGAGAUUCAAAGCUAUUGACUCGUUAGACACUCAUAAGGCACUUUUGAUUACGAAAAAAGACUCUUUGCGAUCAUCGCCGUCGCGGAAAGCUACUUCAAUGAACAGCAAUGGCAGUAACAAUGGGAAGCUUGUAGGUAAGAUGAUGUUCGAUGAAGAAAAUCUGCGAUGGUACAACAUAGAAGGCAGAGAGAUAGAUCCUUUUGGUGGUAUAGAUGUUACAAUUAAGGCGAAACCCAUCCCUCAAGCAACUUCUGCCUCUUUAAAGACUGUUAACUUCCAGAGAACGCAAAGUCAGCCUUCCAAUCCACACCUUAACCUCUAUGCUGGACGUGCACCCUCUACCAGAUUUCAUUCUCUCGGUAAUGGCCUCAACUCAAAUCCAAUAUUUAAUAUCUCAGGGAAACAGUUGGAGAAGUUCUAUCACGAGGAAAAUCGCUGGGCAAGAAAAAUCGGCGGGUGGUUCAGCUCCGAUUCCAGAGAAUUUGGAAAUGACUUAUCGUAUAUGUAUGAAAUCCGUAAUAUGGUGAUGAACUCUGCCAGGAACUGA
Molecule: messenger RNA, 1734 nt
Organism: Eremothecium sinecaudum
Lineage: Eukaryota; Fungi; Ascomycota; Saccharomycetes; Saccharomycetales; Saccharomycetaceae
Gene: BFA1
Product: Bfa1p
Exons: 1
Coding region: 1-1734 (577 amino acids)
Biological process (GO): regulation of Ras protein signal transduction; mitotic spindle orientation checkpoint signaling
Cellular component (GO): mitotic spindle pole body; SIN/MEN two-component GAP complex
Molecular function (GO): GTPase activator activity
Source: RefSeq, a predicted model, not a curated record